AUGUCUCACUCAACCCCCCAGCAAGUUUCCGGAGGUACAGAUCGCCAGGCCCAGGAGCAAGACGAGAUUACAAUUCGGCACCGCGCUCAAUUUCGCAUCCAGACUCAUAGAUUUCUCCAAAACGUCACACAGCUUGUUCAGGACUGGAAGAGUCAGGCCAAGACUGACUUCUUCAAGGAACUGGGCAAGGUUGAAGGGUCCGCUCUGACCACGGAGGAGUAUGUCGAGCUGUGCGGAGCGAUGAUCGAGAAUCGUGAACUCAUCAUUUCGUCUAUGAAGCGGGGAAAUGAGGUCUUUGAGAAGGAGAUUGAGAACCUGAAGAGCGACCCAGUCGAGGCCAUGUCGGACUUGACCAUAGAGCGCUACGAGGCUAGUGUCGAGACACGCAAUCAAGUGAUCGCCGACCUUGAAAAGGAGAGGCUGGAGCUUGUGAACAAGAAGAAUGAAUCUGACGAGUCUGAGUACCCUGAGCAUUGGAUCUUCAAGUCAUGA
Molecule: messenger RNA, 492 nt
Organism: Fusarium pseudograminearum CS3096
Lineage: Eukaryota; Fungi; Ascomycota; Sordariomycetes; Hypocreales; Nectriaceae
Exons: 1
Coding region: 1-492 (163 amino acids)
Source: RefSeq, a predicted model, not a curated record